UCUCAGGUGCCCAAUAUUCUAUAGACCUUGCUUCCUGCAGAGGUUGCUGGGGACAGUUGCCUAGAUCUACUGUGAAUCAGAUUCAGAAAAAAAUUUCACUGCCAUUUGUACAAGACUGCAUUUGAUGGACCGAAGUGCCAACCUGAGAUCAGGAUUACAGAGAUCGGGAGUACGGAGAGCAGGAAUACUGACAUCCAUAAUACGGAGAUCUAGAGUACAGAGAUCCAGAGUACAGAGAGCAGGAAGACGGAGAUCCAGAAUACAGAGUGCAAGAGGAUGGAGAUCUAGAAUACAGAGUGCAGGAGGACAGAGUUCCAGAAUACAGAGUGCAACAGGACAGAGAUCUAGAAUACAGAGUGCAGGAGGACAGAGUUCCAGAAUACAGAGUGCACCAGGACGGAGAUCCAGAAUACAGAGUGCACCAGGACGGAGAUCCAGAAUACAGAGUGCAAGAGGACAGAGAUCCAGAAUACAGAGAAUGGGAACACCAAGAUCCAGAAUACAGAGUGCAGGAGGACAGAGUUCCAGAAUACAGAGAAUGGGAACACCAAGAUCCAGAGUACAGAGUGCAGGAGAACAGAGUUCCAGAAUGCAGAGUGCAGGAGGACAGAGUUCCAGAAUACAGAGAAUGGGAACACCAAGAUCCAGAGUACAGAGUGCAGGAGGACAGAGUUCCAGAAUACAGAGUGCAGGAGGACAUAGUUCCAGAAUACAGAGAAUGGGAACACCGAGAUCCAGAGUACAGAGAGCAGAAGUACGGAGAACCAGGGUACAGAGAUCUGGAGUAGGGAGAUCUAGAGUACAGAGAGCAGGAGUACUGAGAUCCAGAAUACAGAGAACGGGAGUGAUGAAAUCCGGAGUACCGAGAGUGGGAGUCCUGAGAGCAGGAGUACAGAGAGUGGGAGUCCUGAGAGCAGAACUACAGCGAGUGGGAGUACAGAGAUCCGGAGUACAGAGAUCUGGAGUACAGAGAGCAGGAGCACCGAGGUCCGGAGUACAGAGAGCAGGAGCACCGAGGUCCGGAGUACAGAGAGCAGGAGCACCGAGGUCCGGAGUACAGAGAGCAGGAGCACCGAGGUCCAGACAACGGAGAACAGGAGUAUGGAGAUGGGGAGUAUGGAGAUGGGGAGUACGGAGAUGGGGAGUACGGAGAUCGGGAGUACGGAGAUCGAGAUUAUGAAGAUCCUGAGUACAGAUACAGUGAUCAGGAGUACAAAGGGCAGGAUUAUUGCGAUCCAGUGUAUGAGAGAUUGGGCGUACAGAGCUUGGGAGUCCCCGUUGUUCAAGUAAGGGAAGACGUUGAUAAACUUCACUCCCAAUGAGUCUGAAUAAAUAAUAAAUGAAGGUCAUUUUCAAAGCAAAGGGCACAGAACAAAGAGACAGGACUACCAGUGUUUAUUCAGCUAAUGCCGGGAGGUUUAAUUCACACCCCAGGCUUCAAUUUCCUCAACUAAACUGGGUUUUAGGUAUGUUCUGUUUUCCAUACCUGUGCUGCUAAAUCCGAGUCGAGCAGAGAGAGAAACGGCAGAGAAUCAUAGAGGAUGUGUAGCAGGGAGAGCCACAGUGAGUGGCUUGGAGGGCAAAGCAUGGAUGUUACAAAUCUAUUUACCUAGGCACUGGGUACAUCUGUUCCACUGUCAACUGGUGCCUUUUCUUUUCUUCUUCCUUUUAAAUCAAGUCUGACUCCUUUAUACAUUGAUAGCAUUUGCUUUAGAAAUAAAACGCCUUGCUGAGCAUA
This is a messenger RNA of Mus caroli (Ryukyu mouse), 1738 nucleotides long. Lineage: Eukaryota; Metazoa; Chordata; Mammalia; Rodentia; Muridae. The record is from RefSeq and is a predicted model, not a curated record.